GACAGACAGACAGACAGACGGCACAUGGGGGAGUUAAAGAGGCAGCUAUCAUUACACUCGGCUGGAGCGCCGUGCUCUGAUCAAAUGGAACAUGGGAGGGCAGCUCAGAGUGCAAGCGUGGCUGCAUCCUUGGUUUUAUCUGCCAAAUUCAACCGAGAUUUCAGGAUCUGUCAGGUCACUCGCACAGCAAGACAGUGGGGUGGCUGAAAGACGAGGAGGAGAAGGACUUACUUUCUUUUCCUUAUUGGGAGAUGAAAAUCCACAAGCUGUGGCGAGAGAAAACAGGAAGCACAGAUAGGCACAUCACCAACGACUGAGUAAAAGCUUGCUGUUUUUUUAAAUUAACAUUGAAGCGCCUUUCAACUGUACCGUAAAUCCUACCUAUGAUUUUACAGCACAGCAGUUAACCCCAAUUACACCUCUAAAUUCCUAACAAUGUCCCUACCUUGACUUCUGAACAGCCCAACAGGUUCCUGCACUCACGACUCCCGCAAUACCGUUGUCUAUCUUGAGUGUUUUGACCUUGCUGAGCCGCCAUAGCGGCUGUGCACCAUGAAGGAUGUUGUUGUUUGUGUGGUGUAUGGGGGACCAGUUUUGACAUGGCUGCUGUAUUUUUAGUUAUGUUGUACGAAUACUCCCCGUUGUUUUACAUCACUGUCGUGUCUAUCUGCUUUCUCAUCACCGCCGCGAUGGUUCUCGGCUGGUUUGGUUUUGACGUACCUGUAAUUUUACGAAGUUCGGAGGACACUGAGCCGAGUCUGAAAAUCCCUGAGAAGAGAAUGGUACAGGUGAAAAACCCCUUUGCCUUGGAGAUGGUGAGCGGAGCCUCCUCUGUUACAGGAGGGGUCCGACUGAGACCACGCUGUCUGGAGAGCUGUGUCCUCACUUGCUACUGGGGCUGUGCCGUCCAGGGCCUGCAGGAGGCGCUGCAGAGUCACCAGCAUGGUGUAUGCAUCAGCACGCCCCAUAAGUUCGAGGAGGCCCUGCACUCAGACUAUCAGCAUCACCAGACCUUCCUCAUUGAACAGGGGGACCCCUCAGAGAGACUGAGCCACCUGCCUGCGGAUUCCGGGAUCAGAGAUUUUGGGUUUCUGCCCCGGGUGCGCUACCCCCUGGUGGCGCUGUUGACCUUAGCGGAGCCUGACGUGAGAGAGCUGUAUGAAAUAGUUGCCAACGUGACUGUGAUCCACAUUACUGAUGAUAAAUACAGGCUGACAUCUAGGAUAUUAUACCAGUACCUGUUGACAGCACAAGGCCAUGUGUUAGACCUUAAGCAACUCUUCAUGUCUGCAGAUGACCAGAGCUGGAGGGGGGUCUCAGAGCCCCCAGAGGAAGAGCAGCAGCAGCGAAAGGAAGAGGAGGAGGAGAGGGAGGAGGAGCCCGACUUGCAGGAGUCAGGCAGUGGGGAGUCUGGCUGGGACUGUGUGGUGUGUCAGAACGCCCCUGUGAACCGUGUGCUGCUGCCCUGUCGACACACCUGCUUGUGUGACGGCUGUGUGGAAAGGUUCCGACAGUGCCCCAUGUGCCGUGCCUUUGUGUUAGAGUCCUUCGCCCUCUCUCACCACUUCACAACCGACAGGCAAGAGCUGGAGGGCCUGGCAGGAGAAUGAAGACAACCCCCCCCCCCCUUCCCCCUCACACUCCAGGAAUUAACAAUGGAACAUGGGGGGCAAGCUCCCUUCUUCAAUGAAUUAAAGAGUUAAAUAUAUGAGAAGAGACACCAUGAAGGUUUUUUAUAGGAUGAAAAAAAAAUCUGUCUAGCUUCUAUUUUAAAAAUCGGAAAUGAGCUGGCUCUUCUCAACCUCAGAUAUGAAGGACUUUCAGUGUUGGGAAGGCAAGGGAUACCCUUUCAAAGGUAGAUCUAAUUCUUGAAAUUUCUAGGGACCUCCAGCCCACAAAAAGGAAAUUCUGCACAUUGCGUCCCCUCAUCAGUAGGCUCGAUACAGUAUCACUAAUACUUCUUGGUUAGCUUUGAAGAGCGAUGUAAGACCAAGGCACUGGCUACCUUUCUGCAGCCUGCAUGGUGAUGCAGCAUCUUGCCUGUUGUUUUUUUUAGCCUGCUUGAGGAGUGUUACUUGGUCACACCUGAGCUGAACAAGUCCUAUGUGAGCUGCCAUAGGCUUAUAAGUAGAGGCUGGUUUGGGAGCGUUUCAGACAGAAGCUGCUCUGCCUCCACAUUCAUGUCACCCCGGAAGUGAAGUGUCGGAUCAUAUUUAAAUACGUUAUUACUGGUAUAGUGUUUGAUAUAAAGCAGUUCAUUGCAGUGUUAUCAGAAAAAAGAACUGAAUACAGCAUUUCUGUAAUUCAUACAGUACUUUAUAUUUCAUUUAUUUGUCGUUUUUAUAUCGUAUUCACUUUUCGUGACCAGUAUUUUAAAACAUACUAAAUUGCCCAUUUGGUCUCGUUCUCUUUCAACACAUUAAAGAUCCGCUGGCACUCUCUUGACCAGUUCAGCAAUAUGGAGACAGGGCAUCCCUGCAAAUGAGCUGUUAGAGUUCUUCUCAGUUACCCCCUUGUUCAUGUUCCACAUGCAGAGCAGCUCAGGCCAUAUUGUUUAAAUGAUGGCUCCUCAGGAUCAUAAGAGGGUCCUGCUGAAGCAGUAAAGUUUGUCACUCUGGGAGCCUGUUCAUUUACUUCCUAUGAGUCACUGUCUGCGCUGCUUGAUCCUUGCUUUGUGACUUGAAUGUCAUAUUGAUAAGCAAGUAUGCUUCAACCCGGUCUUUAUACAAUAAUAUAUUUAAACAAUUUCAUUUCAUAGUUUAAAUCCUGUUUGAGUGAUGUUUUAUGUGCACAGGAAAGCAGUGAAGAUUCUAAUAAUUCUAAGAACCCAGACUGAUCAUUGACCCCUGCCUUUUUUUUAUGUGUCUGUUUUAUUAUUAUGAUUGUUUUAUUUGUAUUAUUUUAAUUGUUUGUAAAUUAUUAUGCUUUGUUUUUUUCUAUGUUCAUUUCAAUCAUAGUGUUUAUUUUAUUCUGUACAAUAUAGAAAACCAACUAUCAUGAAGUCAGAGUUUUAUAAAAUAAAUGUGUACAUGUAUAUGUCAGUGGUUCUGGAUGAGAAGUAUUAAGUGCAAAAUGAAUCCGAAAAUCAAACAAUGCAAAGCAGCACAGUCCUGAGAAUUAUGCACAUCCAGGGCAGAGACUGGAUGUUCACACUGUGCUGUAUUUGCAUGUGUGAUCCACUAGAUGGCGAAGGUGAUCAACACAGACUCAGCAGUGUUCUGACAAGCUGUUAAGCAUGUUUCUCAAAAUCAUAUUUUGUGGCCAGAUCCGAUGCAGUGUUUGGCAAGCACUGUCAUACAGUCUUUUUAAAUAUGUUUGCAUUGUGCAGUUGCUGUAUAUAAUCUGUUCAGGGUAUACGGGGUGAGCCACAUAAGGAGAUACUUGAUCCAGUCACUGCUGUGUGUUUGCUGGCACGUGCUGAUCAGUUUACCCAGCUGGGAAAUGACAUUUGUAGUGUCGCAAGCCGUUUUACAUACAUUCAGGUUUUGAGCUUUGCUUUCAGGAAACAAAACAUGUAAUUGCCUACGUUGUAUAGCUUUUGACUCGGUAUCAGAUAACGCAUCUCCCUGUGCAGGUAUUACCUGAUCGAUUUAAUGUAAACAGAUAUCUGGACAGCAACAUCUCACAUGUACAAAUAGUGAGAAAAAAAAAAAAACAUUUGAUAUAUAUUUGAAAAGAAGAUGUGCUCUAGAAAAAAUGUCUGUCGUAUAAGGAUGUUGACUAUAGAAAAAGAGACGUUAAAAAAGGGUCUGUUAAAAAUAAACAAAGCCUUGCUACUUUAUACAUGCAGCAUCAUCUCCCAUUCCAGUGCUGACCACCCUGCUUAGCCAAUCCACACUCGCGGUAGCACCAGUCCACUCUUCCGUUCUCUCACUGCCUCCUGUGCUAGUCGGCACUGAGAGAUGUAAGGGCUCAUUGUGAGCCAGACAAGACAAGCCCUGUGAGACAAUAGCCAGCUAAUUCAUCCCAGCUCUGCUCCACACCAGAACUCGCAGAGAAAAUCACCAAGACACAGACAACAAUAAAGAAAAAACGAAAAUGACUUUUCUUUUAUGUUAUCUGUCAAUUGUAGAACAAUAGUUAUUGUUGCUUCAUUUACUGUAUCUAUAAGUUCCAAAGUAAACCCAUGGGUGACAUGAGCACACGUGGCUUUGGGGUCUGAAGGGUACAGAUCUGAUGUGGCAAGAAAUUUAAAGUGCUGCUGAUUAGCUUGAGUUGUGUUUUUAUUUUCCUGUAUCGGUAUAACUCUUGAAAAGGCGAACGAGUAACAAAUACAGUGAAACGUUUCAAUAGAAUCCCUGCAGUUGUGUCUGAAAUGGGAACACGGAUGCCCUCUACUGGUCGGAAUGUGGUAUUGUAACUCCAGGGAUAUGUGUUUACACAAAAUAAAAAUCGAAAAAAAAACUGGAGUGGAAUGCUGGACAUUAAAACGAACAAUAUAAUCAUCGUUCCCCCAUAUGUGUUUAAUUUAUUGUGUUUAAAUAAGAACUAUUUUAAGUGAAACAAUGAUAAUACUCAACCAACGAUCUAUUUCUCUUUUUUCAAUGUACAGUUUUAUCUCGAAAGCGGGAUUCUGGGUUGGGUACAGACAGUAGUACAGCGCGGAGUGGGGACUCCGUGCCGUUGCUGGUUAAGUUUAGCCGUCUCUCACACACACACACGCUGUUGUUUUUAUUUUGUACACUUUGCUAUGGAAACUCGUUUUUUUUUUUCUUCUUCCUAACUCGCUAAUCCCGGUCAGUCCUCUUCACAGGACAGGCAAUGUGAUCUGUCGCUAACUCCGUUCGCUAUUUUUGUGCUUCCUAGUGCUGCCAAGCCCCUGACGUAAUGCUUCGCGUUAAUUAUUAGCAUGUGGGAAGCAAUGCUGAAGCUCUCUCCUCUGUAAAACAAGAGUACUGAGGGGAGGAAAGUUAGUUAGUCAAGAUGACAAGGCGCACAGACCCGGAGUGGAGGGGCACCGCUCCCCAAAUCCGUGCUCCCUGAAUACUGAUCAGCACCGGCCACGAUGGAGCUUUGCCGCCAG
Acipenser ruthenus (sterlet) is the source of this 5023-nucleotide messenger RNA. RefSeq names its product cell growth regulator with RING finger domain protein 1-like. NCBI's taxonomy places the organism in Eukaryota, Metazoa, Chordata, Actinopteri, Acipenseriformes, Acipenseridae. Gene Ontology annotation, biological process: negative regulation of cell growth. The transcript has 6 exons. The record is from RefSeq and is a predicted model, not a curated record. The coding region runs from base 600 to 1610 and encodes 336 amino acids.